AUGGCUACCCUCACCAAGGUCGACUCCGCCGUUGCCGGCCUUCCCCCGUCAGCAGAGAGCAAGAAGAAAGAGACGACGAAGAAGGGUGCAAACCCUGAUGUCAUGAACAUCAAAGACCUAGCGUUGCUUAUGUUUCUCUGCUUCAACCGUGCAGAAGAAAAAGGGAUCGAGCUCCAAAUAGCCAUAGAAACACAGAAGCUCAACUGGAAGCUCAACACCUCACCUUCGUCCCUGGAGGACAAGGAUGCCCUCAAGAAGUUCCUCACCACACCCCCCGUCAAGAAGAUUGACCUACACUUCCCACUUGGCCUUGAGGUCACUGCCCGAAAUCUCAAGGGCGUAACUAUCAAGGAUGCCCUCGAUGCUAUCUACAAGCAAUUCAGAAAGAAGGCCGAUGACGAACUAGAUAACCCCAUCCUAGCUGGAUUCGAGUGGGACAAAGAGGAGUCAUGGACAAGACUCAUUGUACAUCAAAAGAAGGAAGGCGCACCACCACCCAAGAAGAGCAAAAAGAAGGGUGCCGCCGCCGAGUAG
This is a messenger RNA of Trichophyton verrucosum HKI 0517, 534 nucleotides long. RefSeq lists its product as uncharacterized. The record is from RefSeq and is a predicted model, not a curated record. The transcript has 4 exons. The coding region runs from base 1 to 534 and encodes 177 amino acids. Lineage: Eukaryota; Fungi; Ascomycota; Eurotiomycetes; Onygenales; Arthrodermataceae.